GGUGUUGUGUUUUUGGGACCAUGAUUGCAUACUUACUUGAUUUACGGGAUUCCUUUUUAGUUUUUGUUCAGAAUUCGUAACAAGUCUUGCUACUACCUGCCUACCCUUUUUGUAAACAUUGAUUGUGCACUUUUUCCUUCCUUUUCUUGCUCUUUUACUUUCCUUUCCUUUCCUUUAAUUUUAAGGCUUCUCCUCUCUUUUGCCCCUUGUUUGUGUAAUUCGGUUCAUGCCUAAAUGCAAUUUUCUUCGGUGUUUGAGCUGGACUUUUUAUUCUCACUCUCUUUAGAUAGAUUAGAUUAUUGUUUGUCCUGUGAAUGACGGUUUUAUGGUUUAUACUUCGUCGUUUUUGGCGCUUUUUUAUAGUAUAAUUGGAGAUUUGGAAUUAUCCAUUCUGGAAUUUCUGUUUUAAAAGUCUGAAUUUGUAGUUUCAGACUUUCAGUAUGGAUUUAUUUGGGGAAAAUGAAGAUCUAAAUCUCGACGGACAAGUUUGUUAAUAUUAGGUCUUGUCCCUUUUUUCUGUAGGAAGUUAACUACCUACCAUCAACCCCCCUUCCAAAAUAUCUGCUUCGGGCUUCUUAGUCAUUCCAAUUGAUUUAGAGUACAAGGUGACAUGAAGUUCAAUGUGAGGUCUAAAAGCCCAGGUCCUGGGUCAAGGGGCCCCACCAGCCCUACCUCACCUCUUCAUCCCAGGUUACAUGUUUUGAGUCUUGACUCCCCUACAGGCAAGCAAGAAGAUGGAAAGAGUCAAUGUCACCCUUUGCCUCUUCCACCAGGUUCUCCUACUAGUCCUUCUUCUCUUUCCAAUACAAGAGCAAAUGGACUGCCAGAAAACACUAUCAGUAACACUUCCAAGUGGAAGAAAGGAAAGCUUCUAGGACGGGGAACAUUUGGGCAUGUUUACCUGGGAUUCAAUAGUGAUAGUGGACAUUUGUGUGCAAUAAAGGAAGUCAGGGUUAUCUGUGAUGAUCAAACAUCCAAAGAGUGCCUCAAACAACUUAAUCAGGAGAUCCAUUUGCUCAGUCAGCUUUCACAUCCCAACAUCGUUCAAUACUACGGGAGUGACUUGGGAGAAGAAACCCUUUCUGUUUAUUUGGAAUAUGUCUCUGGUGGUUCUAUUCAUAAAUUACUUCAGGAAUAUGGGGCCUUCAAGGAGCCUGUUAUUCAAAAUUAUACCAGGCAGAUUGUCUCUGGACUUUCCUAUCUUCAUGGGAGAAAUACAGUGCAUAGGGAUAUCAAAGGGGCUAAUAUACUAGUUGAUCCUAAUGGUGAAAUCAAGCUGGCAGAUUUUGGAAUGGCUAAACACAUAAAUUCUUCUACCUCAAUGCUUUCUUUCAAGGGAAGUCCAUACUGGAUGGCACCUGAGGUUGUGAUGAAUACAAAUGGCUAUAAUCUUCCUGUUGAUAUAUGGAGCUUAGGAUGCACAAUUCUUGAAAUGGCAACAUCGAAGCCUCCUUGGAAUCAAUAUGAAGGGGUAGCAGCAAUAUUUAAAAUUGGUAACAGCAAAGAUAUGCCUGAAAUUCCUAAUCAUCUCUCAAAUGAUGCAAAGAAUUUCAUUAACCUAUGCUUACAAAGAGAUCCAUCGGCCCGCCCAACAGCCCAAAAGUUACUAGAUCACCCUUUUAUUCGAGAUCAAUCAGCAACAAAAGCUACAAAUGUCAGAAUAACGAGGGAUGCUUUCCCCUACAUGUUUGAUGGAAGUCGGACACCGCAGACAGCUUUAGAGCUUCAUUCCCAUAGAACAAGCAUAACUUCACUGGAUGGAGAUUAUGCAACAAAGCCAGCUCCUGUAACUUCACGAGCAGUAAGGAGCCCAAGAGAUAACACAAGAAUGAUCACAUCUUUACCAGUAUCUCCCUGUUCAAGUCCAUUGAGACAGUAUGGGCCAGCACACAAGAGCUGUUUCCUUUCUCCUCCUCAUCCAACUUACACAAUGAUGGGACAAAAUACACUCCCAUCAUAUCCAGUAAGAUCAAAUGCUACAUUCACUCUUGAUCCUUGGCAUGAAGCAUCUUUAUACAAAGUCCACACACCCGGUGGAUCCCCAAGAACAAGACUCAUUUGAGUUGCAGACUGUAAAUACCCCUAAAAUCUUUCUUGGUUUCCCCAGCAUGCUUUGUGGCCUGUGGUUGAACUUCACUCUGAAGGUACAAACUCUUGAGGAUUCUGGUCGGUUAUUUGUGCAAGAGAAAGGUACAAGUGAGGGGCAGGCAAUUGUUGGACUGGGGAGACCUUGCUGCUUGUAACAAUUUAUUGAUUACUGUAAAUGCAAGGUGUUUACCGUGUUUGUAGUAAUUUAUGCUGUAUAUUGUUAGCUCAUGGC
This is a messenger RNA of Abrus precatorius (Indian licorice), 2320 nucleotides long. Its product is annotated as mitogen-activated protein kinase kinase kinase 3-like. Gene Ontology annotation, molecular function: ATP binding; protein kinase activity. Lineage: Eukaryota; Viridiplantae; Streptophyta; Magnoliopsida; Fabales; Fabaceae. Gene Ontology annotation, biological process: protein phosphorylation. The coding region runs from base 611 to 2062 and encodes 483 amino acids. The record is from RefSeq and is a predicted model, not a curated record. The transcript has 11 exons.